This is a messenger RNA of Folsomia candida, 657 nucleotides long. RefSeq names its product probable small nuclear ribonucleoprotein E (gene SmE). The transcript has 3 exons. Gene Ontology annotation, biological process: mRNA splicing, via spliceosome; spliceosomal snRNP assembly. The record is from RefSeq and is a predicted model, not a curated record. Gene Ontology annotation, molecular function: RNA binding. Lineage: Eukaryota; Metazoa; Arthropoda; Collembola; Entomobryomorpha; Isotomidae. The coding region runs from base 148 to 426 and encodes 92 amino acids. Gene Ontology annotation, cellular component: U4/U6 x U5 tri-snRNP complex; precatalytic spliceosome; U1 snRNP.
GAAGAGCGAGUCACCUCUCUAACAUUGUCGUAGUCGGCACCUCUUCUCUGACUGUCUUACUAAUUAAUUUGGCAUUUUCGUCAUAAUAAUUAGUAUUAAUUAGUUUUUGACUGGAUAAUUUUUGUAACUCUCACUAAAUACUUCGCCAUGUCGUUUAAUAAAGGAGGGCAGAAGGUCCAGAAGGUUAUGGUCCAACCCAUUAACCUGAUUUUUCGUUACCUCCAAAACAAGUCUCGUGUCGUGGUCUGGCUCUACGAGAAUGUCAGUUUGCGGAUGGAGGGAGUCAUAUGUGGAUUCGACGAAUAUAUGAACCUGGUACUUGACGAUGCGUAUGAAAUAAACACCAAAUCUGGAGCUCGUAGGAGAUGUGGUCGUCUGCUUCUCAAGGGAGAUAACAUUACUUUGAUACAAAACGCAGAGGGAUGAAGAAUUUGUCUUGAAGAUUUAAAAAAAACAGUUGAAAAAUGGUGAUUUUAUAACAUUUUUUGUUGUUGUACUAAUGUAAAAAAAAACUAAGAUGCUCUGCGCCUUCUCAUACUAUGUAGUGUUAAAUAUGCGAGUGUUUCAGUCUGGUACAUUCUUUGAAAAGGUUUUUUCUUGUUGCUUAUAAUAAAUAUAAAAACUUAUGAUAAUAAACAAGUUUUGUUACACAUUUUG